Molecule: messenger RNA, 2791 nt
Organism: Oreochromis niloticus (Nile tilapia)
Lineage: Eukaryota; Metazoa; Chordata; Actinopteri; Cichliformes; Cichlidae
Exons: 6
Coding region: 483-2018 (511 amino acids)
Source: RefSeq, a predicted model, not a curated record
UUGUAGAAAUGGUGUUGUUGUUUAUUUAACCAUGCCGUUAAAGUUCAAGUGCUGCUGCUUUUCUUCAGUAUUGUAAUAUUUGCUCGAUGGCUUUAGUAUCUUGACUAGAGAUGCAUUCACACUUUGGGGAUUAAAUGAAAAGAUCAUUAACAGGGAAAAAUUAUAAAUGGAAGUAUUUAUAAUUUGUCACCGUUUGGAUGCUUUUUAAUUGUUCAUCAGUUUAUGCCUUUGGAUCUCUCUGUUCCAGCUUCAAGAAUUAAGACAGAGUCAAGGAAGAGAACUGGGGAUGUGAUAAAGAUACCAGUCCUGGUAUGUUGAACAUCUGCGGUCCUAUGAGCUGUCAACUGCUGACACAAGCCUGUCAAUCCACCUGCAGUCUGAUCUCAAUGAUACAGUCCCUCUCUCGGCAUACAAGAUAGACGACUCGCUGCUGCUGACCCCCAAGCAGUUCAUUCAAGUGAGACAGAACUGAGUUCAGUACAAUGGCAGCUGCACCUCCCCAACAACCAAUGCUUAUUCGUGUUGUUGAGACAGACCGGGCUAGAAAAUUAAAACUCAGCUCACGACCAGCCUCUGUUGAUGCACUGAUCAAGAUUAUAAAAGAACAGCUGGAAAUCGACCUUGACUUCAGUUUGCUUUAUGAAGAUCCAGACUUUGACAGGAAACUUACUUCCCUUGCAGACAUUGAGGAAUUGCCAGAAAAAGCUGUUGUGCACAUCUCACUUUCAGAAGACUCCAGCUCUACUGCAUCUACUGAUCUACUUUCAGAUGUGUCAUCUCCAGAACGUCUCAGUAGGUGGCCUCAAGGUCCUUUUCCAGUUCCCACAUUUGCAUUUGAUGUUGAACUGAAACUUCAACAUGGAAAUGCUGAAUAUGAGAGGAGCAACAGACACCUUAAGCUGACUAGAGACCUGAAGCACGACAUUUUAGAAAAGCUUGCAUCUACUAUGUAUAGUUUUAAGGCUUACCCAAGUGAUAAAGAGAUUGCAAAAGCUGCUGAGGCUCUUGUAGCCAAACAUCCCUGCUUGAAGGAAGCAGGAUCUGAGACUGGCUGGAAUGGAUGGAAAAAUAGCAUCAAGUUUAAGAUGGGCAAUUAUAGGACCAAGAUGAGACGGGCUGGAUGUCAGGAGGUCACUGUUAAUGCUGGAAAAAGAAGUAGAAGUAAUCCUGAUAAUGAACCUUCACAUUCCAACAUUAAAAGACCCAAGCGAGCAGAAGUCAACUUCCUACCAAACUUUCCCCAAGGAAAGGAUCCUUCAAGCCUUGACCAGUUGAGGCAAGCAAUUGUUGAAGAAGUCAAGAAGGCUGAGAAGAACCUGCCCCUCAUUAGAAAGUUGAUGGAGACCACAUUUCCCCUGCGCAGACAAACCAUAGUGAUGUCCUGCCCACCAGUGAAGGAGCUCUUGGACCUCUGGCCUGCUCUAAAAAUGGAGUCUGAGUUGUAUGCAGAGUUUGAGCGGAUUACAAAUCAGAACCUGCCCAAUACAUUCUACGCUGAACUUGACCGCCAUCUUCCUCGACUGAUGACCUUAUUCAGACAGAAGGCAUCAAAAACUGGGAAGACAGCAGAUGCCCUGGCUGAAAUUCUAAGAAUUCAGGAUGAACAGGAAAUCCAUGAUAUCCACACCAAGCGCACUACCGUUCUCCACGCCCUUCCUGUCUAUCUGCGUGAGGAUGUCUCUGGAUUUUUCAGAACCUGCACUGACGAAUCUGAUGAGUUGGAGCUUGAUGGUGUUGAAGUGGCCCUCUUCACUGUCAUGAGUGACCAUGACACCACAAGUCCAGUUCACUACCAACCUGUGAAAAUCUCUGUCGUCACUGAAAGUGAUGCCGUGGUCAGUCUCCCCAGAUUUGGUGAAGCCUUCCUGGUAAUGUUUGGACUGAUCUAUGCACUUCACCUCAGCUACCCCAAAGCCCUGACCAACACUUUAGAAUUUACUCAAAAGAUUUUACUUGGUCUAGAAAGUGGUAAACUGUCACCCAGGUUACAGACCCUCAAGAAUGACUUGGUUAUGUAGGAACUCAUCUGAAAGAAGGAUGCAGGGUAAAGCAUUAUAAAAGGCUAGUUCAAAGUUCUCUCCUUUUAUCUAAAUAAUGCCUCAAAACGUUAUUGCAUUACUCUACAGGUGUUCAGCCAAUAGGUCCAAACCAUUGACUGUAGAAAACAGUCAAUGGUCCAAACUAUACAACGUGCCUUUGUUCUCAUUAACAUAAUGCAAAGCAACACUAAUGUUUUGUAUGUUUUAAUGUUUUUCGUAAUACUAUUUCUAAAACAUUGUGGGCUGUGCAAGAUGACCUAAAUUUCACUGUUUGAUACUGGUUAAUGUAAAACAAAUAGCAUUGUAAUUCACUCAAAUUGCUGCCCUGUUGCCUUAUUCAGAUAUUAGCCAGAGAGCCAAAAGCACAUUUUGAUAUUAUUUAUUAUUAUUUGGCAUCAUUUUUUAUUACUCAGUUUUCCUGACUAAACAAUUUUUGGUCUACUUAUUUUAAUUUAUAAAUGUUUUUGUUAAUUAUUUUUAAUUUAUUUAAUUUAAAAAAAAAAUGUAUUUAAUUUCAACAUAAUGUGCUAAAAGGGAGCAGGCAAGAUACUGUUCAAUGGCAGAUGUUUAUGACUUUUGCAUAUUAAGUUACCAAUACUCAGUGUAAUUGAGGCAAUCAAUUGCCUCAAAAAUUUUAAGUUUUGAGUCACAUGUUUUUAAGUAUCAAGUAGUCAACAUAUUUGACUAACGUGUACUUAAAAUAAUGACAACACAAACUAAUAAACAUUUGAGUUUUGUUAACAUAAAAAUGU